Messenger RNA from Pseudogymnoascus verrucosus, 1945 nucleotides. RefSeq lists its product as uncharacterized. Lineage: Eukaryota; Fungi; Ascomycota; Leotiomycetes; Thelebolales; Thelebolaceae. The record is from RefSeq and is a predicted model, not a curated record. The transcript is spliced from 3 exons. The coding region runs from base 271 to 1470 and encodes 399 amino acids. Gene Ontology annotation, molecular function: oxidoreductase activity.
CAAGCCGUUAGUACACGGAUUGUCACCAAACACAUGGUAUUUUUGUAGGUGAACAGUCAGAAUGUGAGGAGAGGUUAGUGAGGGGUUGAGGGGUCAAAGGUAAUUAUAGGUGGUAUUUAUUAUCUCAUUCAUACUGUUAUUUCUCACCAGGCACAUAUAUAUAGUCUGUCGUGUGCCCCCCCUUAUACUUCUUGAUUUCUUGAUUACUCUUUAACUACACGCUCUACUUCACUUUAUAUACCCAAAGCGUCCUUUUUUAGUCCUUUCAACAUGGCACCAGCUCUCCUCGAGACCCUUCCCACGGCGCCCUACCAGAGCAAGAAGGCCGUUGAUACUACCAUCUUCCACGAUGGCAUCAAGACUUCCGGACAGCACCCUCCCCUCUAUGACCAACUGAGGCCAUACUCCGAAUUCCCAAAGGUCUGCUCUGGUCCGUCGCUGUGGAAGCCAGAGGACUACAAAGACAACCCAGAGAAAUGGGUCCACAGGUUCACUGCCGAGGAGAUCGAAGAGCUCGGUUCUGUGGCAGACAAGUUCAUCGCAGACGGCAUUCCUCUAACUGGUAUUUCAAAGAGCAACUUCGUUCUCCCAAAGCUCGGGAAGCUCCUGUCAGAUGUUAAGCACGACCUUAUUGAAGGCAAGGGAUUCAUACUCUUCAAAGGCAUCCCAGUCCAAGUAUGGGAUAACCACAAGUGCGCGGCUGCAUACAUGGGACUCGGCACAUACCUAGGCUACUUCAUCAGCCAAAACUCCCGCGGUCAUGUCCUGGGUCACGUCAAAGACGUCGGCGACGACGCCACGCAAACCGACAAAGUCCGCAUCUACAGAACAAACGCUCGCCAAUUCUUCCACGUCGACGACUGCGACAUCGUCGGCCUCCUCUGCAUAGCCCGCGCCCUCGAAGGCGGCGAAUCCGACCUCGCCUCCACCCAACACGUCUGGAACACCCUGCAGCGCGAGCGCCCCGACGUCGCCGAGACCCUCACAAAGCCCAUCUGGUACUACGACCGCAAAGGCGAGACCUCCUUCGGCGAAGACGAGUACGUGCGCCAGCCGCUCUUCUACCUCGAGACCGGCUCCGACAACCCGCGCGUCUUCGCGAAAGCCGAUCCCUACUUCGUCAAGUCUCUCAAGCGCUUCUCGGAUAUCGGGGAGAUCCCGCCAUUGUCGUCGGAGCAGCUGGAGGCGCUGCAGGUGCUGGAGGAUACGUGCAUGAGGCUUAGUUUGCAUAUGGUGCUUGAGCUGGGCGAUAUCCAGUUCUUGCAUUCGGGACCCCAUGUCUUUCACUCGCGCACGGCGUAUAAGGAUAACCUGCCCCCGCUCCCAAGACGCCACUUGAUGCGUCUCUGGCUCGCUGUUCCCGAGAGCGAGGGAGGGUGGAAACUGCCCUUCCAUGACUCGAAUGAGAAGAAGCGUGGUGGGAUCCAGGUUAAUGAUACACCGCCCGUCUGCCCGUUGGAUGCGGAGUAAACGGCUCGCCCUUCCAAAUGAAAAUGAGAAGCAUUCGCCUGGCGCGGUGCUGAAAUUGGACGCGGAGUACUGUUGUACACGACUCUUUCGAUUCUUACACACCUCGUCGCCCCCGCUCCCAUCCCGCCACCGGCCUCACAUAACAGCCCACAUCAGAUCAACGCCCCUCCCAUACGGACUCCGGCCGAUAUGGACACCACGCCGCACUCUUAUCACCACGCGCGUGGUAUUCAGACAAUAUUCCCCGCCACGACCGCCGUCCCAGGGACACAACUGCGCGCAGCACGUGUGCGUGAUUCGCGGCCCGCGGGCGGAGCAUUCGAAGACGAGGGUAGAGCAGUUUGAGAAACCCAUGUCAGGGGCGCAGGGGGUGGUGAUCUCCAUCCAGGUGUGGUGACAGGUUGGGGAGUGGAGGGUUUGGACUUGGCACAUUGUUGUGGUGGGGUUGUAUAUAUAAUAGCUUGUGAUGAAUGAU